UAAAGCGCAGAGGGCGAGGGCGGACAGCCACCGUCUUCUCUGUGUGCCCGGCUCCUGCUCUCCGCGGCCGAUCGUCCCUGCCCAGCUGCGGAGCUGUCCCUGGAAAAGAGAGUCUUCCCAUUCCUGUCCGUGGAUAAAGAGGAACUGGGCUGGAAGCAUGUGGCCCAUCCUUAGAGGUUGGAAGAGGGGACGUGUGAGUCCACGUGGAGCCCUGGCACGGGCUGUGCUGGGCCAGGCAUGGCACCCCUGCGGCCGUGACGUGGCCAGCGCUGCCUUGGUGGGCCAGGAUGAGUACAGCUUUGUGGUGGUGGGUGCGGGCUCGGCUGGCUGUGUGCUCGCCAGCUGUCUCACCGAGGACCCAGACCAUCGGGUGCUGCUGCUAGAGGCCGGUCCUAAGGACUUGGUGAUGGGGAGCAAGCGUCUCCAGUGGAAGAUCCACAUGCCUGCCACCCUUGUAGCCAACCUCUGUGAUGACAAGUACAACUGGUACUACCACACUGAGGCACAGCCAGGCCUGGACGGCCGUGUGUUGUAUUGGCCACGCGGCCGGGUCUGGGGGGGAUCCUCGUCCCUCAACGCCAUGGUCUACAUCCGUGGACAUGCUGAGGACUAUAACAGCUGGCACUCCCAAGGUGCUGAGCAUUGGGACUAUAAGCACUGCCUGCCCUACUUCCGCAAGGCACAGAGACACGAGCUGGGACCCGACAGGUACCGUGGUGGUGACGGCCCACUGCACGUGUCUCGGGGCAAGACCAACCACCCCCUUCACCAGGCCUUCCUGCAGGCCACACAUCAGGCUGGCUAUCCCUUCACCGAAGACAUGAAUGGCUUCCAGCAGGAGGGCUUCGGCUGGAUGGACAUGACCGUCCACCAAGGGAAGCGCUGGAGCGCAGCCUGUGCCUACUUGCACCCGGCACUGAGCCGCCCCAACCUCAGGGCCAAGGUCCAGGCCCUUGUGAGCAGAGUGCUGUUUGAGGGCACACGUGCAGUGGGUGUGGCGUACUUCAAGAACUGCCAGAGCCACAAGGCAUAUGCCAGCAAGGAGGUGAUCCUGUGGGGUGCCAUCAAUUCUCCACAGCUGCUCAUGCUCUCCGGCGUUGGAAACGCAGAUGACCUCAAGAAACUGGGCAUCCCUGUGGUGUGCCACCUGCUUGGAGUUGGGCAGAACCUGCAGGACCACCUGGAGAUCUACAUUCAGCAGGCAUGCACGCACCCCAUCACCCUCCACACGGCCCAGAAGCCUCUGCGGAAGCUCUGCAUCGGUUUGGAGUGGCUCUGGAGGUUCACAGGGGACGGAGCCACAUCCCAUCUUGAAACAGGAGGGUUCAUCCGCAGCCGGCCUGGGGUCCCCCACCCAGACAUCCAGUUCCACUUCCUGCCCUCCCAAGUGAUUGACCACGGGCAGAAACCCACCCAGCAGGAUGCUUACCAGGUACAUGUGGGAACCAUGAAGGCCACAAGUGUGGGCUGGCUCAAACUGAGAAGUGCCAACCCUCGGGACCACCCUGUGAUUCACCCCAACUACUUGUCAACAGAAACCGACAUCCAGGACUUCCGUCAGUGUGUGAGGCUGAGCAGAGAAAUUCUUGGGCAAGAAGCCUUGGCUCCCUUCCGGGGCAAAGAGCUGCAGCCUGGAUGCCAUGUCCAGUCAGACCAAGAGAUAGAUGCCUUUGUGCAGGCGAAAGCAGACAGUGCUUACCACCCAUCCUGCACCUGUAAUAUGGGACAGCCCUCUGACCCCACUGCCGUGGUCGACCUGCAAACCAGGGUCCUUGGGGUAGAAAACCUCAGAGUCAUCGAUGCCUCCAUCAUGCCCAGCGUGGUCAGUGGCAACCUGAAUGCUCCCACAAUAAUGAUUGCAGAGAAAGCAGCUGACAUGAUUAAGGGGAAUCCUGCACUCUGGGACAAGGAUGUUCCUGUCUACAAGUCGCAGACUCUGGCCACCCAGCGUUAAGGCAGCCACUGCCUGAGGAUCAUAGAGGAACUCAUGUCAAGAGAUCCAACUCAUACGGCCCUGCCCCCAGAUAGUUCCUGAAACUGUGUAGAACCUUGGGACCCAGAUAUCCCUACUCAUGGCUAAGACCUUCAUGGUAUCUGAAGAAAUAAGGCUAUGGUAGUAAGUGAGGCAAGGAGGAAGACUAGCCUGCACAAUGGGAUCCUCCUCCUGACCUCCUGGGGUUAAAAGUUCAGGAGGUUAACUCUUGCAUGAUUUUCUCACCAGCCCUCCAGCCAUCUCCAGUCCAGUGUUCUGCUGCCAGGAGUGGAAUGAUCCCUUCCCUGGCCUCCCACCUAAGGCCACUUCUGCAAAGGCAGGGUGCUUGAACUGGACUGGGUUCUCCAAGGACGCUUUAGCUGAGGCCAAGAGCCAGGGCUGGUACCUGAGCUCAUGUCCACGCUGAGAGGAAAGGCAGCCAGCCGGAGGGUGCUGGCCAUCC
Molecule: messenger RNA, 2435 nt
Organism: Peromyscus leucopus (white-footed mouse)
Lineage: Eukaryota; Metazoa; Chordata; Mammalia; Rodentia; Cricetidae
Product: choline dehydrogenase, mitochondrial-like
Cellular component (GO): mitochondrial inner membrane
Molecular function (GO): choline dehydrogenase activity; flavin adenine dinucleotide binding
Source: RefSeq, a predicted model, not a curated record